AGACAUUGACAUGACAAGUUACGUUUCCUUGGAAACAUCUUCUCCGUGCUUUUUUCCUUGAUUCCCCCCUUCUCUCUCUCUGCCACCCGAAGAAAAACCGCAUCGAAAAAUCGCAUCUCUUCCUAGAGACGGUGGAAUAUGGCGAUGGCUGAUGGCCAUCCGUUCCUCAUGCGUGCCAUGGAGGUCUACAUCCGGAGACCGGAGUUACGCCUGGCCGGUUGCCGGCGAGGACCUCACCGGCCGUGCAAACGGCGUCCCGGAGGAACCUGGCGAUUACUGGCGGUUGCGGACAGCAAGAACUCCAGUGGUACCUUCUAUCUGUUCUGAGAUCCGUUCCCCUUAUGAAUACCAUUGACACGACAACCCUCCAGCGAGCAACACGGUGACGAUUCAUUGAUUUCAGAUGAGCUCUUACGACUGUCAAUACACCCAGACUUGAGCCUCAGGACGCCCUCACGCCAGCCCCACUCGCUCCUCGGUCCUCUUCCGCAGGCGCACACCAUCGUCCUCCACCAGCCGCCACCGCCGAUCCGCCGGUCACCCCCACACCAUCCGACCAACGGCGACCCCCUCCCCACCUCACUACCGGCCACCUAGUGUGUAGGCCUCCCCGGGCGGCCACCCCGACCCCGACCCCGACCCCACCACCGGCGACCCAGCCACUCCAUCACCGGCGACCCGGCCUCUCCCACCACCACCGGCGAUCUAGUCUCUCCAACUCCACCACCGCCGAUCCAGCCACUCCCACCAUCGGCCCCCCUCCUCCCACCCCCCACCACCUCUUCCCACCCCCCACCACAGGAGCGUCAGCUUAACCCUAGGUUGUUCAAAUGGUUGGACGACGCCAGACUGCCAAGAGUACUCCUUCUAGUGGCCAUGAAGGGAGGAUGACUGAUCCCAAGUAUCCUGAGCUGACACCUCUCCUUGAGAUGGUGCACAGGAGGAGGGUUGAGAGGGAAGCGGUUGAGGCUGAAAUGGCGUCCAGAAAAAAGAGAGGGGCUGAGCUCAAGAAACCCACACAAGGUGGGGCUCCCGGGGAGGAAGAACAGAGCGAACUGAGAACUGUUCUGGAGUCGGCGUCACGUCGAUUGGGCAGCGGCGGUGGACAUGAUGUAAAAAGGGACAUGCUGGCACUGUUUGAGGCAUCAAUUAGGGUGGCUUCUAAGAGGCAAAGCAAGAUGACAGAUAUUCCGCAUUUUUACUUACCUGAGAAAGCCACCUUUGCUGAUCUCAUGAAACUAAAAAUGGAGAAGCUUCAGCGCUAUGAAAGUGUAAAAUCGUUCGACAUCGAAGGUCUAUCACCUGUGACGCCCCCCACAGAACUGGACACAUAUCAGAUUAUCGAUAUCACCCGUCCAAGUGACACUGACCCUGAAAAGGCAAUAUCAGUGGCCCAAAUUCUAUCCCGUGAAACAGACAAUUACUUUGCUGCAGUGCGGCCAACUCCUGAUCCUACAGCGGCUGGAGGGUUUUUUGUAUUCUCCAAUAUUAUUUUGCCAUGGUUCUUUGGAAAAUGUCAUCAAAUGUCUUGUAGUUCGAGAUAUGCGAAGAUAGAGAAUAUGCAGGUUUGUCGUGAUAGCAUAUACUUGUUGGUUGAAGAAAUCCUCCGCCUUGAUGAUGAGAACUGCAAGCAUAUUACUGGUUACAUGAUAUCGCUGCUCGAAAUAGGAAUGUUCUUGUUUGGAGAAUUUCCUAGAAUGCAAGGACCAGUUGAUCUACUCCAGGACAAUUUUGACUUGGAUCUCAUCAUUCAUUUGACAGCUGAAGUUCUGUUUGAUAUGAGAAACUGGUCGUAUCUCUCGAAGACGGGAUUUGCAUUUUAUCUCGGAAUGGUAGAAACAUGGUUAGAUGUGAUUGGGCACAAGGAAACGUUUCUGGCAGGUUGGAAGAAGAUGACUGCCGCGGUGACCAAAUUUGAAAAGAGUGGACACAAGCUGGACCUCCUUGGUGCCAAUGGUUAUUUCUCUUUGAGAAAACUGGUCGGGAACCGAUUGCAUCUUCUAAAGUUUGACGAAGAAUAUGUGAAGAGACUAAUAAUCAGAAAAUGUAGGCAACACAAGGGAAGAAUGGAAGCCUUGAAAGAAGAUACCAAUCAAGUUCAGUUGAAAGACCAUGAGGGAGAGAAUAAGAAUGGAGAGACGGUGGAGCCGGAAAUUGCUGAUGAUCUGGCUUGGAAAAAGGCUAAGAAAGAAUAUGAGUAUUGGUUGAGCUUGAUGGUUGAAGACAGAGAUAUGCUGAUCAAAGUUCUCUGUGAGCUGAAUGUGGAUCUGUUUGACAAGGAUCAGAGUGAAGUUCCCAGAGUUGUAUGGUAGCAUGCACGUUGCAUACAAUGCUCGGCCUGGACCUUUACCACCCCAAGGUUACACGUAUCUUUCCUGGCCACAGUCUCUUCAGCUGUAUGGUGGAGCGCCUAUUUUUGACAGUGCCCAUCCUGGAUCUUUUCCGCAAGCUCACGCACACCCUUCUCGGCCACAGUCUCUUCAGCUGUAUGGUGGGGUACCUACUGCUAACAGUGCCCAGGCUGGAUCUCUUCCGCAAGGUUACGCACAUGUUUCUCGGCCACAGCCGUAUGGUGGGGUGCCUACUUCUAACAGUGCCCAGCCUGGAUCUUCUCCGCAAGGUUACGCACAACCUUGUCGGCCACAGCAAUAUCGAAGAUGAAACCAGUAGGUAGCUGCUGAUAUUGAUGAUGCGCUGCAAUUUUGAAGCCUGCAGCAAUUAUCGUUUUGUGGUCUGCUAACCAGGCCAACAGCAGGUCAUGUACACCCAUGUGUUUCCUGCUGCAGUGUAACUUAGUUAGACGGUGAUUGCCCCUGGAUGAUGCAGAUGUAUGCCUGAGUCUGUUUUUCUUCUUCUGGGUACUGUUUGUCUUCAUUAUAUCUUUGCUCAGAGCAUCCAAGACUGAAGUAGUCUGGGUGAUUGCCCCUGGAUGAUGCACAUCGCCCACCUUUCAUAUUUGCUACUCCUAUCCAAAAUAAGAGUCAGCAACUUUGAACGAAGGUUAAACUCAACCCAAGUUCAAAGCUGCGGCGCUUAUUUUGGAUCGGAGGAAGUGGUUAAAAUUUGCGCUGUUUAUCAUGUGAACAUGCUAGUUAGAAAUCUCUCCGGCAUAGUGCUUUGUUGGAUACCAGAAUGUACCAUGUACGUAGAACUUUGCAUGGUCCAUGGUUGUUCUGUAUAUGUGUUCCAAUCUGGGGAUUCCUAGAGAAAGUUAUAUAUUUAUAU
This is a messenger RNA of Triticum aestivum (bread wheat), 3225 nucleotides long. RefSeq lists its product as uncharacterized. Lineage: Eukaryota; Viridiplantae; Streptophyta; Magnoliopsida; Poales; Poaceae. The transcript is spliced from 12 exons. The record is from RefSeq and is a predicted model, not a curated record. Bases 831 to 2312 code for a protein of 493 amino acids.